Molecule: messenger RNA, 2296 nt
Organism: Pseudoliparis swirei
Lineage: Eukaryota; Metazoa; Chordata; Actinopteri; Perciformes; Liparidae
Gene: gpatch2
Product: G patch domain containing 2
Exons: 11
Coding region: 215-1831 (538 amino acids)
Molecular function (GO): nucleic acid binding
Source: RefSeq, a predicted model, not a curated record
CUCACGAUUUCGUGUCACAACGUAAAUAUCAAAUUUCCCGCAGCACUUGAAAGCAGCAUAGUACCUCUGGCUGCGUUCACUGUCGUCCUCUCGUCGCGUAUCGAUCCUGCUCGCUGAUCGCUCGCCCUGGCCUCAGGAUGGUGGCCGUGCUGUGUGACGCCACACGUUUGUCCGAAGUUCCUGGUUAACGGGUAUCUGGCACCCGGGGGAUUUAAUGUUCCGUGCAGCUAAUCUACAAACCAUCGGCAAAGCGGGAACCGGCUGGCACUUCUGCCGGACGAUGGACGAGCUGGUCCACGACCUGGUGUCCGCGCUGGAGGAGAGCUCCGAGCAAGCCGCUCGCGGUGGAUACGGCGAUGGAGGAGACCACGCGCUGGCCGUGGGCUGUCUGCUGAAGAGGCAGUCUCGGAAGCGGAGGGGCAGAAAACGACGCUCGGACAACCCGCACCCGCCGUGGGAGCCGGGCCACCUCAGUGAGGGCUCGGAGUCCAGCGUGGAGGAACACAAGGACUACCGUGCCAGCACAGGGGGUGUCUCUGCUGCCAACAGCCAUGCACGAGACAACAGCGACUCGGAUGAGCAACUUGGCCCCAAGCGGCGCACCCUUCUAACGGCCGACAGCGGCCGAGGCAAGCGGCCGAUUUGGCCGGAGGACUUGGGUGUCCUGGGGUCCGCGGAGGGAACGCGCAGCCUCAGACGGCGCCGUAAGGUCAAACGCAUGGCUGUGGACCCACCCGCUGAACCAGAACCCCCCUCCUGUGCCAUGCUCGGGCCACCACCUGUUCCCAAAGCCCGUGGCGGUGCCAGGCAGCAUAGACUGGGUCCUAGAGACGUUAGGGGUGCCAUGGAAGUCUGCGGGGGUGGGAAGAACAGGGUGAAGAAGAGAAAAAUGGCUCCCAACAGGCUGGGAAUGGAGGCUGCCGACGAAGGGGUGGUGGUGGAGAGCGAGGACCCCAUUUCUUCUCCGACGGACGGCUCAAAGGACAAGAUGGAGUUGGAGGAGCAGAAGGGUUCGGAUGAGGACAUGAGUGACAGGUGUGAGACCAGCAGUGUCAGCAACAGCAGCGACGGAGGCCUCUACACCAAUGACGAGGGAAGGCAAGCUGAUGACGAGCAGAGCGACUGGUUCUAUGAGGGCGAGCCAGGCUCCGCUUCAGGAUCCGGAGGGGUGAGUGGGAUCGCGGGAGUGAUUCCUUGGUGGGAGAGGGAGACGGGCUCAGAGGAGCUGGACCUAGGGGACCCCGUCUUCAACAGCAUCCUCACUGGAUCCUUCCCCCUCAUGAGCCAUGGAGCACAUAGAGGGUUCCAGGCCCGGCUGAGUCGUCUUCAUGGAAACCAGCAGGUAUCUCAGGCAGGCGGCUCCAGACAAGGCUUCAACGACAGACUGAGUAGACAAACCCAGGACCCUCAUGAACAAGGAUGUAACUGCAACAUGACUGGAUGUCAGAGGCAUACAACGGCGUGGCGGCCUUGGUUUAGCUCGGGCUCGAGGAGAGAGCACGGACAGCUGCAUUGGGACCCGCGGUCAGACCGAGGGCAUCGGAGAAGCUGCUCCGUGAAAACAGCCAGCAGACAAACCAGCGGGCACCUCGGCUCUCUGUGCACCGGGGAUGUCAAGCGGAGGCGAAAAGCAGCGCCCCUCGGCUCCGCCGCCCCCUCAGGAGCGGUAGGGGAGAGUGCGUCUCCGAUCCCCGACUCAAACAUGGGGAGUCGGAUGUUGCAGAGCAUGGGCUGGAGCCCGGGGACGGGCCUGGGUCCAGAAGGCCGGGGCAUCACUGAGCCCAUCCGUGCCACACAGAGACCCAAAGGCACAGGAUUGGGCUUCAACUGAACACCUGGUGUCUGCAUCCUGAACCUGGCGUGGACCAAAUGCCCAAAGACCUACAAGGAGGGAAGGAGAUGAACUGCUGCUCAGGGCGAUGAACGAUAACGACAACAAAUAAUCCUGGCAUGCGAGUCAUAAGAAGGAAAGGAAUGAGGUUUUACCUAGCAACAGUCUGUGAUGAAAGAGAAACUUUCCCAUAUUGGGGAAACUGCAAGAAGCCCGGGAUGUCCACACAGCAAGAGGGAGAGGGAGACAGCGGGACAUGAGGAAGUGCAUGAAACUGAGCUGGAGACGAGACUUUUUGCAAACAUGUCUUCUCAAGAAACUCCAUGUUGGAGAAAAUGAAUGACAUUGAUGCCUCCAUAGUUAGUUAUGCUUGAUGCAAGGAUGACGUGGUUUGUCAACGAUUUUGCUUAGUGAAUUAAAGAUAUUGCACAAUCAUUUUGAAUUAAAGACUAUUUGAGCAGGUCA